Molecule: messenger RNA, 1177 nt
Organism: Triticum aestivum (bread wheat)
Lineage: Eukaryota; Viridiplantae; Streptophyta; Magnoliopsida; Poales; Poaceae
Product: oligopeptide transporter 7
Biological process (GO): transmembrane transport
Molecular function (GO): oligopeptide transmembrane transporter activity
Source: RefSeq, a predicted model, not a curated record
CGAAAUUUUGCAGUUAAGUAGAUCAACAUUUCAAGGGAAAAGCGUGGACAUACAUACAAAGCUGAUGAGGAGAUAUAAGCAGGUCCCUGAGUGGUGGUUCAUCUGCAUCCUUCUUGUUAGCAUUGCUGCCACUGUGUUUGCUUGCGAGUACUACAUCGAGCAGCUCCAGCUGCCCUGGUGGGGAGUACUGGUUGCAUGCGCCAUUGCCUUUUUCUUCACCCUCCCAAUUGGGAUCAUCACAGCCACAACAAACCAGACCCCAGGAUUGAACAUUGUAACCGAGUACAUCAUCGGGUACUUGUACCCUGGACGUCCGGUCGCCAAUAUGUGCUUCAAGGUAUACGGUUAUAUCAGCAUGCACCAAGCUCUGAUGUUUCUUCAAGAUUUUAAAUUGGGACACUACAUGAAGAUUCCCCCAAGGACCAUGUUUAUGGCUCAGGUGGUAGGAACAUCAAUUGUGGCAUUUGUGUACCUUGGAACGGCGUGGUGGCUGAUGGACACAAUCCCCAACAUCUGCGACAUUGAGCUUCUCUCAGCGGACAACCCUUGGACAUGCCCCACUGAUCAUGUGUUCUAUGAUGCGUCGGUCAUAUGGGGACUUAUUGGCCCGCGCAGAAUAUUCGGAGUCUUGGGAACUUACUCGGCAGUGAACUGGUUUUUCUUGGGAGGUGCUAUUGCUCCUCUGUUGGUAUGGUUUGCACACAAGGCAUUCCCCAGCCAGAAUUGGAUCUUACUCAUCAACAUGCCGGUGAUGAUCGGUUGCACUGUCAAGAUGCCGCCUGCCACUGCAGUAAACUACACCACAUGGGUACUUGUUGGGUUUUUGUCAGGUUAUGUGGUCUAUAGAUAUCGACGAGACUGGUGGGAACGACACAAUUAUCUGCUCUCAGGUGCACUAGAUGCAGGUUUGGCGUUCAUGGCUGUCUUAGUUUACUUGUGCCUAGGCUUGGAGAACAUUAGCUUGAACUGGUGGGGCAAUGACUUGGAUGGAUGUCCCCUAGCUUCUUGCCCCACUGCUAAAGGUAUAGUUGUCAAGGGUUGCCCUGUGUACAACUGAAAUUUUUUCUCACGUGCUCAAGAAAUUUCAGUAGUGAGUGAGCAUGCAUUGAUGUAAAUAACAAAUGUUUGUUCAAGCCUUUCACAGUGAGAAAAAAUAUGUUAAUUAUAUCAUUGAAAA